AUGGCCCCAACACCCCGAAGCGUAUCGGCUAGCGAGCGCCGCAGCUCCAUACGCUAUAGACCCGCUGCAGAUGCGAAUGCACCUAAGACGAUUAGUCCGCACGAGUAUCGAACAGUGAAUCUGGAACGUUCCAGCAUCUUCGUUGACGACGAGUUUGAACUGCCGCCCGAGAUUGACGAGUAUGCACGACGCAUUCUUGGCAUCACAUCGUGGGAAGACCAACUUCCAGUUCCAGAUGGACUAGGAUUACAGCCAAGUUUUCCCAAUAUAGCCAAAGAGUUCCUGAAUCAGUCGAAAGCUCUCGCUCGCAAGUGCGCGCUCGAGAGCCAGUGGCAGCAUAGCCUCUAUCAAGUUGUCACCACUCUCGCCAAGCCGUUCGAGGGCGUGAUUGAAACAAACAACUCUGAGAAAGUGUGGAACCUGCAGCUCAAGCCAAAGCCGGCACCACUGCCGCCAAAUCAGGCCCAGACGCAAGCCGGUUCCCCCAGUGUCGAUCCCAGUGUUGUCAUGGUCACUGACCGCGAUUAUUCCGCCGGGUCAACAGUCAGCACUGGUGUACGAGGGCCGUACCACAUCACUGCACCAAAGCCGGACAUCACGCUUGGACUCGCACGGCACGCCUUCACGCCAGAGCAUGAGGAGCUGCUUCUCAAUUAUCAACACCAUGGGCUGAUCUUGAGCGACCCUCAUGAGGCUGUGAUGAGGCUGCGUUUUCCAUUCAUGAUUGUAGAAUUGAAGGCAGGCGCUACUCUCAUCAAAGCGCAAAACCAGGCCGCCGUUGGCGGUGCCUGUAUGGUGAAAAUAUUAGGGGACCUGAUCUGCCAAACUAGACGCAACACCGACCUUUGCCAACAAGAGCAAGCGCCGCCAUUGGCAGUACCACUGGCACUUUGUUUCUCAAUUACAACUGAAGGGCCUGUGCAUGAGUUGUGGGUGCAUUUUAAGAGCAGAGAUGCGUUCUACAUGGUCAAUCGCAAGAUCUGGCGCACUACGAUAAGAAAACAUGCGGAAGAGCUCGUAAACUGUCUCGGGCGGGUCAUCGAGUGGGGCCAAGGAGACUUCAGAGAGCGCAUUGCCGAGACACUACAUCGGGUGUCGGCUGGGUAG
Molecule: messenger RNA, 1107 nt
Organism: Exserohilum turcica Et28A
Lineage: Eukaryota; Fungi; Ascomycota; Dothideomycetes; Pleosporales; Pleosporaceae
Exons: 2
Coding region: 1-1107 (368 amino acids)
Source: RefSeq, a predicted model, not a curated record